Cajanus cajan (pigeon pea) is the source of this 1200-nucleotide messenger RNA. RefSeq names its product vacuolar iron transporter homolog 4. Gene Ontology annotation, molecular function: manganese ion transmembrane transporter activity. Gene Ontology annotation, biological process: intracellular manganese ion homeostasis. NCBI's taxonomy places the organism in Eukaryota, Viridiplantae, Streptophyta, Magnoliopsida, Fabales, Fabaceae. The record is from RefSeq and is a predicted model, not a curated record.
UGUCCUCCACAUCCUCCAUUGCUUAAUCAUCUCUUCCUCAAGCAUUGUUGUUAACCUUUUUCAUGGCAUCAUCCAAUCACUCAUCAUCCCUAAACCAAACCAAAUUCGUCCAUCCAAACAACGACCUUGAGCAACAAGAAACCCUAGAGGUUGAAACCAAGGACUUUGACUACUCAAAGCGAUCUCAAUGGCUCCGUGCUGCAGUCCUAGGAGCCAAUGAUGGUUUGGUCUCAACAGCAUCCCUUAUGAUGGGUGUGGGAGCAGUGAAGCAAGACAUCAAGGUCAUGAUCCUAACAGGUUUUGCAGGGCUAGUGGCUGGAGCAUGCAGCAUGGCCAUAGGGGAGUUUGUGUCUGUGUACUCUCAGUUGGACAUAGAAGUUGCUCAAAUGAAAAGAGAGAAGGAAAGGGAGAAUAAUGGACGACAAAGAGAUGAAGUGGAAGAUGAGGAAGAGAAAGAGAGCUUGCCAAACCCUAUACAUGCUGCAGCAGCUUCAGCUUUAGCAUUUUCUGUUGGUGCAAUGGUGCCUCUUCUUGCAGCAUCUUUCAUAAGGGAGUAUAGGGUGAGGGUUGGUGUGGUUUUGGGAGCAGUGAGCUUUGCUCUUGUGGUGUUUGGUUGGUUGGGAGCAGUGUUGGGAAAGGCUCCAACAUUGAGGUCUUGUGUGAGAGUCUUGGUUGGAGGUUGGCUAGCCAUGGCUAUAACUUUUGGGCUAACCAAGUUGAUUGGAUCAAGUGGUCUUUAGGCUCACUAUGUAUCUUCGUGAAGUGAGUUUUGCUAACCGGAAUAUUGUGUUAAUUAAGUUUAGAGUAUGUUCAGAUAUAAAUUUGAAAGAGUUUUUUGAGAGUUUUUUUAUUGGGAAAUAAUUUUUAUUUUUAGUAAAAAAAACUCUCAAAUAAAAACUUAUAUAAGUUUGUAUUAAGACAUACUCUUAUUUUAUAUAUCCAUUUUAAUUAUCACCUCUCCUACUCCUACGGUGUCCCCUCAUUUUUUUCUUUUCACAAUAAAUAAUGAGGUGAGACGUGAAUAGAAGUUGGCUAGGUAAUAAGCUAGUAUUGAAAAAAUGUAGCUUCAGAAGCUUUUAUACGUGUAUUAAUUGUUUAUGUAUGGAGAAAAAAAAAAAGAAAAAAGCUUUUGAAUGAUGAAGUGGGUGGAGAUAUAAAACAACGAUCAAAAUUGUGUACGAGCUUUACUUCAGAGAAAAA